Messenger RNA from Aureococcus anophagefferens, 462 nucleotides. RefSeq lists its product as hypothetical. NCBI's taxonomy places the organism in Eukaryota, Pelagophyceae, Pelagomonadales, Pelagomonadaceae. The annotation marks the transcript as partial. The record is from RefSeq and is a predicted model, not a curated record. Gene Ontology annotation, molecular function: calcium ion binding. The transcript has a single exon.
CAGCUCGAGGCGCGGCAGCGGCGCCACUGGCGCCACGUCUUCGACAUCUUCGACGACGACGGCUCGGGCGCCGUCACCACCGCCGAAUUCCGCGAGCUGCUGACCAAGUUCUCCAUCAACAAGGUCAACGCGUCGCAGAUGGAUAUCGUCGACGGCGAGCGCGUCUUCGCGGAGCUCAUCUCCUACCUCGACCAGGACGGCGGCGGUACCGUGGAAUUCGAGGAGUUUUUGGCCUUUGGGUGCAAGCUCGAGGGCUUCAUGGAGGCGUCCGAGGACGUCGAGGCGAUGAAGGAGAAGAUGUUCGAUUUGAUAGAUAAGGACGGCGGCGGCGCCAUCACGCUCCAGGAGCUCUACAAAUUGAUGGUCGACGACCUCGGCGUCGAGAUCUCCAUGGACGACGUCUACAACAUCAUCGCGGACCUCGACGAGGACGGCAACGGCGAGCUCGACAAGGAGGAGUUC